AGACGGGUCGGGUUCGCACAGUACGCACCACAGCUGCGUAGCGGGCAGCGUCCGACCUCCCUCACACUCCUUUGCCCCGUUCCUUUGCUCUGCGGCACAUGUACUGAAUAGCUUCAAGUCCUUUAAUCAUUCUGUCUCUCGCUCGAAAUGGCUCCAAGAAGCCCUACUUCCUUGGACGGAAUGCCCUCCCCCACCACACCGCGUCCGUUCGAACACGCACAGGGCCUCCUCGAGAUCCUUCCCGACAAGAUCGAUGUAGAAGAGGAGGCGCGCUUGUAUGAGGAACUGUGUGAUACCCCGGUCGAAUUUGACUUCAGAGCGAAAGCCCGUCCGUCAAUAGACGCGCCUUCGGUAUACUCGAAGGACAUCUGGUUAGGUGAUCACUCCGGCGAAAGCCAGGUGUUCGCGCGAGAGGUGGAGGUCGUCGGAUGGAUCAGCGUCGGGGACAAGCGAGGCGGCGCGUACAUAGUGUACGACUGUGCGAUUAAAACAAAGGAGGGAACUGUCAUCCAUGUACACAAGCGAUACAGCGCCUUCGCAGAGUUGUAUGCACGACUUCGUGCAAAGCUUCCGCAAAGCCAUCAGCGUUUCAUCGCGCCUCUGCCGCCGAAAUCACCUCUUUCCAAGUUUCGCCCAUCCUUUCUCGACCAGAGGAGACGACUUUUACAGCACUGGCUCUCGUCGAUACUUCUCCACCCCGACAUCGGCGGCUGCGAGAUACUGCGGGAAUGGGUCAUGGACUAGCUAUUCUAUUGUCUCCGCGUGUGUGUUUCGUUCUGUGCUGUUGCCAUUUUAUGUUUGUUACUCGGAUUUUGCAUUUAGAUCUAGCCUUGUCUAUACAUCAUGGUGCUGUCAAUGCUGCGACGUUCGACGUUGCAUGAUUCGCGCAUCAAAUCACGCCAGAGGGUAUACCAACGCACUUGCCCGCUGUGUGCGAGACCCGAAGCGCAGUAGCAAAGCGACUGUACGCGUAAUCAAUCGCUUGCCCGUCAGAGGCCCGGCGAACCCGAAUCUGGCUCAGUGCAAAGACGUGACCUACACUCUGAUUUGUCUGUG
Molecule: messenger RNA, 1056 nt
Organism: Rhodofomes roseus
Lineage: Eukaryota; Fungi; Basidiomycota; Agaricomycetes; Polyporales; Fomitopsidaceae
Product: Phox-like protein
Exons: 6
Coding region: 148-744 (198 amino acids)
Cellular component (GO): endosome
Molecular function (GO): phosphatidylinositol-3-phosphate binding
Source: RefSeq, a predicted model, not a curated record